Messenger RNA from Hyla sarda, 4879 nucleotides. RefSeq names its product kinesin family member 4A (gene KIF4A). Lineage: Eukaryota; Metazoa; Chordata; Amphibia; Anura; Hylidae. The record is from RefSeq and is a predicted model, not a curated record. Gene Ontology annotation, biological process: mitotic spindle organization; microtubule-based movement. The transcript is spliced from 31 exons. Gene Ontology annotation, molecular function: microtubule motor activity; ATP binding; microtubule binding. The coding region runs from base 256 to 3942 and encodes 1228 amino acids.
UGCCCCUAACAAAGAUGUCGGCUGAAUACUAAGCGCCUGCGUGCUCGCUCUCUGGACGGAAGGGUGAAAUAAGCCGCUGCGCUCUGAUUGGUCGGUUCAAGAAAUUGGGCAUUUUGAACGUUUGGCGGUUUUUGAAGUCAGAUCCGGCCGCACGGUAGAGGGGAGAAGAGAGCUGCUGUACCGGGCGCGGAGUUCCACUGAAGGCGGGUGAGCGGACGUGCCCCACAACCCCUCCUAGGUUUGUCUGGUUGCGACAUGGGAAAAGAUGAGGGUAUCCCUGUGAGGGUAGCUCUAAGAAGUCGUCCUUUAGUACAGAAAGAGAUCAAUGAUGGCUGUAAGACGUGCCUUACUUUUAUCCCUGGGGAACCUCAGGUGAUCGUUGGUAAUGAAAAAUCGUUCACAUAUGACUACGUGUUUGAUCCAUCUGCUGAGCAGGAGGAGGUGUACACCACAGCUGUAGCUCCUCUUAUUCAAGGCCUGUUUAAAGGUUACAAUGCAACAGUUCUUGCUUAUGGACAGACUGGAUCUGGAAAGACCUUCUCAAUGGGAGGUGCUUACACCCAUGACCAAGAGAACGAACCAACUGUUGGUGUCAUCCCAAGAGUUGUCAAGGCAUUGUUUAAGGAAAUUGAACAAAGGGCAGACUGGGAAUUUCUUCUUAAAAUAUCUUACUUAGAGAUCUAUAAUGAGGAGAUACUUGACUUGUUAUAUUCUCCCCGGGAGAAAGUAUCCCAUAUCAGCAUUCGUGAAGACCCUAAGGAAGGCAUUAAGAUUUGUGGCUUAACAGAAAGGGAUGUAAAGACUGCCGUGGAUACAAUAAGUUGCUUGGAGCAGGGGAAUAGCUCUCGAACUGUGGCUGCUACAGCUAUGAACUCCCAGUCUUCGCGAUCGCAUGCCAUCUUCACAGUCUCAAUAGACCAGAAAAAGAUUGGAGAUAAAAACAGCAGUUUUCGCUCCAAACUACAUCUUGUCGAUCUUGCUGGGUCAGAAAGGCAGAAGAAGACCAAAGCUGAAGGUGAUCGUCUGAGGGAAGGUAUUAGCAUUAACCGUGGCUUGUUGUGUUUGGGCAAUGUUAUUAGCGCUUUGGGAGAUGAAUCGAAGAAAGGAGGCUUUGUGCCAUACAGGGAUUCUAAGUUAACCCGACUUCUACAAGAUUCCCUUGGUGGAAACAGUCAUACUCUGAUGAUUGCUUGUGUCAGCCCUGCUGAUUCAAACUUGGAGGAGACCAUAAAUACUCUGAGAUAUGCCGACAGAGCUAGGAAAAUCAAGAAUAAACCUAUAGUAAACACUGAUCCUCAGGCUGCAGAACUUCAGAAGCUUAAACAGCAGGUGCAAGAUCUGCAGGUUUUGUUGCUACAGGCGCAUGGAGGGACACUGCCUGACUUAUCAAACAUGGAACCAUCUGAAAAUUUACAGUCUCUUAUGAUGAAGGCCAAAACCUUAGAGCAAGAAAAUGGCAAACUGAGCCGAGAGCUGAGUGAGGCUGCAGAACAAACUGCACAGAUUCUAGAGAGAAUUAUUUUGACCGAGCAGGAGAACGAGAAACUGAAUGCAAAAAUGGAGGAACUUAAGCAACAUGCAGCUUGUAAGGUUGACCUACAGAAGAUAGUUGAAAUGUUGGAAGAUCAGGAGCUAAAGGAAAACGUAGAGGUUAUUCGCAACUUGCAGCAGGUCAUUGUGCAUCUUCAGGAUGAAAGUUCAGGAAUUGCUGCCUCUAUUGAAGCUUUGGUUGGUGAGGUCACAAACUCUCCUCCGUCUUUAGAGAAUAAAGAUAAUGGAGAAAAGCGAUCUUCUGAUGGAUUUACCGCUAACCAUGCCCUUAGACAGGCGCAUCUUUCCAAAGAACUUAUUGAGCUGAAUAAAGCAUUGGCUCUAAAAGAAGCUCUAGCAAAAAAGAUGGCCCAAAAUGACAGUCAGCUAGAACCGAUGCAGGGAGAGUAUGUGAAUAAUAUAAAGGCAUUGGAAACAGAAGUGGCUGCUUUACAGAAGGAGAAGGAAGAGCUAAUAAUCACCCUUCAUUCGGCCAAGAAAGAUACUAACCAGGCUAAGCUAAGUGAAAGAAGACGGAAAAGGUUGCAAGAACUAGAGGGUGAGAUGGGCGAAUUAAAGAAAAAGCUGAAUGAGCAAUCAAAGCUUCUGAAGUUAAGAGAGUCCACUGAAAAAACUGUUGGCAAACUCAAUCAAGAGAUUCAAGCAAUGAAAAUGCAGAGAGUACAGCUUAUGAGGCAGAUGAAGGAAGAUUCUGAAAAGUUCCGCUCCUUUAAACAACAGAAGACCAAGGAAGUCAUUCAGCUUAAGGAAAAAGAUCGUAAGAGGCAGUAUGAACUACUGAAAUUAGAAAGAGAUUUCCAGAAGCAGGCCAAUGUACUACGCAGGAAGACAGAAGAGGCGGCAACAUCAAACAAAAGAUUAAAAGAAGCUUUGCAGAGGCAGAAGGAAGCUAUGGAUCGGCGUAAAGAUAGUCAGAACAGAGGCAUGGAGGGAGCAUCGGUUAGAGUUAAGAGCUGGCUGGCCAAUGAAGUGGAAGUCCUUGUGAGUAUUGAGGAAGCUCAAGGACAUCUUAAUGAUCUUCUUGAAGACCGAAAGAUACUAGCUCAUGAUAUAGCACAACUGAAGCAGAAAAGGGAUGCCGGGGAGCGCAUACCAGCUAAAAUCCGUAGGCGGACAUACACUGUGGCAGAGCUUGAGAACAUGGAAGAGGAGUCUUCAGUCACCAAGCAGAUUCAGAGCUUGGAGACUGAAAUAGAGCUCAGGAGUGCUCAGAUAGCUGAUCUUCAGCAAAAGUUGUUGGAUGCAAACAGUGAGGAAGAUCGGGUGAAACAGAGAUGGGAAACGAUCACCAACAUUAUGGAAGCAAAGUGUGCCCUAAAAUACUUAAUGGCUGAGGUGAUUUCUGCCAAAGUUCAAAAUAGUAAGCUUAAUAGCAGUCUUAAGCAAGCCAAGGAUCAUGCUGCUGAUCUGCAGAAGACAAUAUUUGAAGAACGAAAUCAGAUGGCUGAAAUGGAGACUGAGCACCAAAGCCAGCUGGUUGAGCUUGAGCAGCAGCAUCAGGAGAAGGUACUUUAUUUGCUGAGCCAGUUACAGCAGAAGCAGCCCUUAGCCCUCAAGAUUGAAGAACCUGCUGAGGAUAGAGUGACAGAGAGGGAGAAACAGCUGCUGGAGAGGUUGAAGUUCCAGGAUGAAGAAAUUGAAAAAAUGAAGGAACUAUGUGAGAAGAACCAACAACUCAUGCAAGAAAAUGACUUAUUCAAGCAAAAAUUAGCUCUACUUCAAGUUGCAAGUGGAAAGAAGGUGUUCAAUACAUCUGAGAGAAAUGCCAUUAGUUCUCCAGACUCUCCCUUUGAUUUUAUUCCCCCAAAGCCUAAAAAUCUACGUAGAACAACUGCAAAAUCCGCUACCGUUGUCUUGGAAGACUUGAUAUCUGCAUCUGAAGAGUCUGAGGAUGAUUCAAGUGAUAAAAACUGGAUCCCUGGCCAAGAAUCCAAACAGUCUAAGAAAGUGCCCAAUGGGUGCUCUUGCAAAGGGCGAUGCGGAAAUAAAAUGUGCCGGUGUAGAAAAAAUAAGCAGAACUGCUCAGAGGAUUGUUGCUGUGAUGCUUCUAAAUGCCGCAACAGAGAGAGCUUCUCGGAUGAUGCCAAUAGUGAGGAUCAAUCACGGGAGUCUGAAAAUUCCAUGAAGAUUGACUUCAAUGGAGAUGUAACAGCCGGAAGCUCAUUUUUUACACCACCUUGUGUCACACCCACCAAAAAGGUUCUGCGGGAGAUUGGGGACAUUGGCCAGGUGCUCUCCAUGAAGCUGCAGCGCAAGCCCAGCACUGGGGCUCCACUGAGUUCUGAUUUGCAAGAAAAUCAAGCAUCUAUACUGAAGAAAAAGAAAAAAGCACUUUGCAAUAGUAAUACCAGCUUCUUCUCUGGAUGCUCACCUAUCACAGAGGAUGAGUGAAGAAACCGGAUACUUUUACCACAUUGUACAACAGUCAAUAGAACUGUACAACUGUCCUGCAUAGGAUAAAAUCAUUAGUUCUAGGGAAAAGAGGACUUUAAUGUUCAUUUUAUAAAUAAAUUAGUGAAGCAGCAAAACUUGUAAAUAUUUAUUUGUUUGUACUGGCAUAAGAGGGGCACAGAAGUUUUAUAUGCUAAAAAUCCUUCCAUUACACUUCUGAGGCUAGUAAUACCAGCGUGGAAAACUGCCUUGGCCAACAGUAACACCUAAAGUGCAGAACAGAAAAAUUAUACACCAUUGCCACCUGCAACACAAAAAGAUAAGACUUUGAUAUGUACAUUGGGCAUGUGGUCAGGAUAGUUUAUCAGCAGGGUGCCUAAACCUGGCACCUCUCCAAUCAGCUGUUCGACUUCUGCACUUCACAGAACACAAAGCAGGAAGCAGUGGGCUCUGUGGUGUGUGUCUCCCCCCCCCCCCCCCUUCUCCCUGCAGCCUUAACUAUUGACCUCAAUAAGAGCUGAGAUUGCAAUACCUCUUACCACCGCUACAGAUUACAGAGCCAAUUGCCUCCAGCCCAGCGCUCUGUAGUGUUGGUGCUGAACAUCGUUGGGGGGUGUCUGCCGAUUAAAGGCUACUAGCAGAAAACCACUUUCAGCUGUCGAAGUCUUAAACUAUUCAGCCUAACUGUAGAUGCAUAUUCUGUAAUGCCAAGCCUCAUCAAAUUCCAGUGAUGUAUUUUACUAAUGAAAUCCAUUUUAUUCGAAGUCCCCAAUUUUUAUGCAAAAAUGUUGUCUUGUUUGUUUUUUAUUGUAUCUCAUUACUAAUAAAAUGCCCAAGUUUUAUUCCUACCAUGAUUUUUAAUAGACUUCCUGUUUAAAAGAUUGUUGAUCUUACAGGCAUCAGACUAGUAAGGUGUUAACUUACCAUGUAAUAAAGA